Molecule: messenger RNA, 639 nt
Organism: Zootoca vivipara (common lizard)
Lineage: Eukaryota; Metazoa; Chordata; Lepidosauria; Squamata; Lacertidae
Source: RefSeq, a predicted model, not a curated record
UUCAUGGAAAGUGAAAGAAUACGGCACCCGACUGCUGUGAAUGUGGAGCUGGAGAGCAUGCUAAAAGAUCAAGAAUCACUCACUGAGAAGAGAACAGCACUGUUAUAUUCUCUGGGCAAUAUGCUGCCUUUGAUGCAAUCCAAGGCUGAAUUAAACGAGUGGUAUGAAUCUGUGGUGGCUUUAAAUAAGCAGAUAGAUACCCACAAUGUCCAAUACUUAAUGAAAAUCCGCCUCCAGUACGAGAAAGUUUGCCAGGAGUGUUUGUCAAAGGUGCAGGAGUGUAAGGACCACUUAGAACAGUUGGUUAAGCACACAGAAAUCAACUGCAGGAACAUCUACCAGUACUUCCAGGAUGCUCUCACUCUCUUUGAUAACCACAAAUGCAGCCUUGUUCGUCAUGAAAACGAGCUUCACAGUAAAAUGAACGAAUGCCGGAACAAGCACGAAAAUCUAAACAAGCUAAGGGAAGUUAAUCUGGAUGUGGCCGUGGACAAACUGAGGACCCAAAGUUCUGAUGAAAAACUGAAGGCCCAGCUGGAGAAGGUUUAUAAUGUUUUGGACUUCAUUCGAGCAGGAAAUGGGGGAGGACGUCGAGGAAUCGGAAGGAAUGGAGGAGGGCUUCUCUGAGCACAAAGAAGA